AUGCGUGGAGGGGACAUCUGGUUUGCGGCGAGCGAGCUGCUGAAGAGCGGCGGCACCGCUGAGUACCGCGAGUAUCAGCUGAAUGAAGACCUUGCUGCCGAAGACGGGCUGGUGUGCGGCGGUACGAUGUUCUUCCUGAUUGACCCUGUUUAUGAGCCGGGCGAGUACCUGGACUUUGCCAAGGAGAUCGAGGACGCAUACACGGGCGGCAGUCCGGUCGCGCUGGCAAGCCUGAUACGCGGCGGCAGCGGAUCGCCUGCUACCAUCGGAGCGAAGAUGUUCAUCCGGCACGACGGCUCUACGGUCGGAUCGUUGGGCAGUCCUGAGCUGGACGAUAGCGCGAUGGAAGAGGCGUUCGAGCUGAUGGUUCACGGCAAGAACAAGUAUGUCGUAACCGGAAGCGGCGCCGAGUAUUUCGUCGAAGCGUACACGACACCACCACAGCUAGUGCUGUGCGGUGGCGGGCAUGUCUCUAAGUCGAUUGCGCCCCUCGCGAAGACACUCGGCUUCCGCGUGUUCGUCACGGACGAUAGACAAGAGUUCGCCAAACGCUGA
Messenger RNA from Geodia barretti, 555 nucleotides. The record is from the annotation of a GenBank genome assembly. Lineage: Eukaryota; Metazoa; Porifera; Demospongiae; Tetractinellida; Geodiidae.